This is a messenger RNA of Orbilia oligospora ATCC 24927, 531 nucleotides long. RefSeq lists its product as uncharacterized. The coding region runs from base 1 to 531 and encodes 176 amino acids. The record is from RefSeq and is a predicted model, not a curated record. The transcript has a single exon. NCBI's taxonomy places the organism in Eukaryota, Fungi, Ascomycota, Orbiliomycetes, Orbiliales, Orbiliaceae.
AUGGAGUCCGUAUCCCCCGUUAGGAACUUCAAUGCAGGUGAAUGGAGAGUGGAAAAGAAGAAGUCCCGGUCUAUUAUGAAAACGAUGUUCGAAGUAAAGAAAAACAGGAGUUGCGGAUCACAUAUUCAUGUUGCACCCUGGAGAGAUAAAUUCACCCUCAAACAAGCAAAGACCAUCGCCUUCGCAUGUUGCUACUACGAUCCAUAUAUAAUAUCCUUCAUGCCGGAAGAGCGACGCGACCAUAGGUACUGCCAACGGAAUAGUAAGGUAUCCCCAAAGAUGUCGCUCCCAUUCGAAAAUGGGGACAUGGCCGCUAUUGCGAAAGAUACCAGGAAAUUAUCAUCAACAGAGUCUUUGAUUGACUAUAUGCAAGGCGAAUCGACCGAAUCGAGAUAUUUUUUGUGGAACUUCCAACCUUUGGCAAAUCCUCGCACUGGCACUAUUGAGUUCCGAGGAGGGAGGCAUGCGAGGGCCAAACAGGACCAUCAGUUGGAUAACAUUUCGUGGUUGUCUUCAUCAUGUUGGCUUUAG